Rubroshorea leprosula is the source of this 2199-nucleotide messenger RNA. The record is from the annotation of a GenBank genome assembly. Lineage: Eukaryota; Viridiplantae; Streptophyta; Magnoliopsida; Malvales; Dipterocarpaceae.
UUCAACCGUUUUUCUGUUUGAGUUUCCUUCUGAUUCAAUCUUUGAAGGCAUUUCGUUUCUCAGAUCCAAAUUAAACCCAUUCUAGCUAGAUCCGAUCUGGCAUUGCCUUUUUCUCAAUCCAAAAUCCUCCUCACCAUUCUUCUCUGCAUAAGCUAAAAUGGCGACGAUGGAGAGCUUGAUUGGCCUCAUUAACAAAAUCCAACGAGCCUGCACGGUUCUCGGUGAUCAUGGUGGCGAGGGAAUGUCCCUCUGGGAAGCUCUUCCCUCCGUUGCUGUCGUCGGUGGUCAGAGUUCCGGCAAAUCUUCGGUUUUGGAGAGCGUAGUGGGGAGGGAUUUCCUUCCUCGUGGAUCCGGUAUUGUUACACGGAGGCCAUUGGUGUUGCAACUUCAUAAGUUAGAUGAUGGGAAGGCUGAAUAUGCAGAGUUUCUCCAUGCUCCAAAGAAGAAAUUCACUGAUUUUGCUGCUGUGCGUAAGGAAAUUUCAGAUGAAACUGAUCGUAUAACAGGGAAGACAAAGCAAAUCUCUAAUGUUCCAAUUCACUUGAGCAUAUAUUCUCCAAAUGUUGUCAACUUAACCCUUGUAGAUCUUCCCGGCUUAACAAAGGUUGCUGUAGAGGGACAGUCAGAAAGUAUAGUUGAAGACAUUGAAAACAUGGUCCGUUCUUAUGUUGAGAAGCCUAACUGCAUCGUAUUGGCUAUUUCCCCUGCUAAUCAAGAUAUUGCCACUUCAGAUGCUAUAAAACUUGCAAGAGAAGUUGAUCCUACUGGUGAAAGAACUUUUGGGGUGCUUACAAAACUUGAUCUUAUGGACAAGGGAACAAAUGCACUGGAUGUUCUUGAAGGAAGGGCAUAUAGGCUACAACAUCCUUGGGUAGGAAUUGUGAAUCGUUCACAAGCUGAUAUCAACAAGAAUGUUGAUAUGAUUGUUGCUCGUCGAAAGGAACGUGAAUAUUUUGAAACAAGCCCUGAGUAUGGACACUUGGCAAGUAAAAUGGGAGCAGAGUAUCUUGCAAAACUUUUGUCUAAGCAUUUAGAGACUGUUAUCAGGCAGCGCAUACCAAGCAUCAUUGCUUUGAUAAAUAAAACAAUUGAUGAGCUUAAUGCUGAGUUGGACCGUAUUGGAAGGCCUAUAGCAGCAGAUGGCGGGGCCCAGUUAUACAUGAUUUUAGAACUUUGUCGUGCAUUUGACCGUGUCUUCAAGGAACACCUAGAUGGAGGACGACCUGGUGGUGAUCGGAUUUAUGGGGUUUUUGAUCAUCAAUUGCCAGCUGCUCUUAAAAAGCUUCCCUUAGAUCGUCAUCUCUCAAUGAAAAAUGUUCAGAAGGUAGUUACAGAGGCUGAUGGUUAUCAGCCACAUCUGAUUGCUCCAGAACAAGGAUACAGAAGGCUCAUUGAUGGCUCCAUCAGCUAUUUCAAAGGCCCGGCUGAAGCUUCUGUGGAUGCUGUACAUUUCAUAUUGAAAGAGCUUGUAAGAAAGUCAAUAUCAGAAACAGAGGAGUUGAAGCGCUUUCCAACGCUUCAGAAUGAUAUAGCUACUGCUGCAAAUGACGCGUUGGAGAGAUUUCGUGAAGAAAGCCGGAAAACGGUUCUACGGUUGGUUGAGAUGGAAUCUAGCUAUCUGACUGUUGAGUUUUUCCGGAAGAUUCAUGCUGAACCAGAGAAGAAUGUAAAUCAAUCAAGCUCAAAUACUGAUUAUCAUCUCAGAAGGAUUGGGUCAAAUGUCAAUGCUUAUAUAGGUAUGGUUUGUGAUACAUUGAAGAAUUCUAUUCCCAAGGCUGUCGUUUAUUGCCAAGUCCGAGAGGCCAAGAGAUCACUACUAAAUCACUUCUAUACUCAAGUAGGAAGGAGAGAGAAGGAGCGGCUUAGUGCAAUGUUGGAUGAGGACCCACAACUGAUGGAGAAGAGAAACCAGAUUGCCAAAAGGCUCGAACUCUACAAGUCUGCUAGAGAUGAAAUUGAUUCCGUAGCAUGGAAAUGAUGGAGGGGAUCCUCAUCAUCUUUUCUCACGAUCCUCUUCAUCUUUUCUCAGUCACAAUAUGUUGACAGAAGCGUUCCCUCGCGGACGAUUACAGCUUCUUGUUUCAAAUUCCUUUUUCGAUUCUUUCCAUUUCUUUUUUGGAUGACCUGGUCAUCAAGACAAUCAUUGUUUUCUUCCCCGGGAAAUUGCAGCUUCUACUAUUAUAAAAUUCAGCAUUUUCC